GGUUCUGAUCGGUGCGUGGUUGUCAUUCAUAAGAUUCCGUGGAGUUCCUCGGUGGCUCACCGGGGGGGCGGGGCUCCUCCCCCCGGUCUCGCACCUCACGCUGCGAGGUUUUUCUCCACACCGUCUCCCAGUCUGUGACCGCAUCGGCAAGUAACACCAGCAAUAUUCUCCCUUUUUCUUCCUAGACUGCUGAAAAAAAAGGUGUUGGUAGUGCUGUUGGUUUUUUUUCUUUCUCGUUUCCUGCUAACGGACACUUUGCCACCCGGUGUGGUUUUCGGUGCGCCGGGGGUGUCACGGUGCAGCAUCCAGCUAACCCCCUCACUGCGCACGGAUCUCCGUGAUUUCUGCCAUGCAUCCGCAUCGGGGCAUUACGGGUCAUGCAGCAUAGGCUUCUUUUUAUGUCUUCUGUCCCCGUGUGUGUGUGUGUGUGAGCUUUGAUCUGUGAUUAUCACACCAUGUUUCCUCCUGAUUUGUCAGACACAUGCACUGACAAAACAUCAUCUCACUGCUGGCAGCCGCACGCAUUGCCUGCCCGUGUCCGUCUCACAUCUUCCCUCACAUCCCCGCCUGCACGCUGUGUUUUGUAGACCCAUAUAUUUUGUUGUUGUUGUCGGGCAACGCAUCUCCAUCGUCCCCUCCGAAAUGCCACUCCAAUGGUGGCUGCUGACAUCCCCGCAGCCCUCUUAAAAAAAAACCCAAAACAAGACGUCCAGAUCGCGGGGUUUGAACCGAGAUGGAUAGUGGGAGUCGGGCUGCGACGGUCGGAGACGGUGCAGGCAAUUUCACCGCAGCCCGCCUCUGGCUGGAUCCGCUGAACGCUUCGAGUCCGCCGCCGACGUGGUGGGACAGCAGCCCGCCUCACGAGGGCACCGAGCUGGAUGAGCAGCAGCGCCUCGUCCGGGAGCAAGCCUACCGGGACUUCACCACCACCAUCCAGGUCUUCAUCCUCAUAGGUUCGCUGCUCGGAAACGCCUCAGUGUUGUGGUGCACCUGCUGCACAAACGUCUUUAAAUCCGUGACCAACCGAUUCGUCAAGAACCUGGCCUACUCGGGUAUCUGCGCCGGCCUGGCGUGCGUUCCCUUCGACGUGGCGUUCGGCGCCAGCCCUCGCUGCUGCUGGUGGCUUCACACUCUGCUGCUCUGCAAGGCCAUCAAGUUCCUCCAUAAGCUCUUCUGCUCGGUCACUGUGCUCAGCUUCAGCGCCAUCGCACUCGACAGAUACUACUCUGUUCUGUACCCGUUGGAGAAGAAGAUCUCAGAUGCAAGAUCCCGCGAUCUGGUCAUCUACAUCUGGAUCCAUGCAACGGUGGCGAGCCUCCCGGUGUUCGCCGUGACCAACGUGACGGAUUUGUACGUGACCUCAUCCUGCUCCGAUGACCACGCCCGCUCCCCGGGCCACAUGGUGUACGUGUUGAUCUACAACGUCACCACGGUGAUCCUCCCCCUCGCUCUGGUCUUCAUCUUAAUGCUGCUGAUCCGCAGAGCGCUCAGUGCCAGCCAGAAGAAGAAGGUGAUAAUCGCGGCGCUGCGGACUCCCCAGACCAGCAUCUCCAUCCCGUACGUGUCCCAAAGAGAAGCCGAGCUCCACGCCACUCUUUUGGCCGUGGUGCUGGCCUUCUCGGCCUGCAGCGCCCCCUACGGGGCACUGGUGGUUUAUCGCACAAUUUUGGCAGACACUACGGAACUGCCAAUUUCGCUGUACCUGACGGCUCUGUGGCUACCCAAGGUCUCCCUGCUCACCAACCCCCUUUUGUUUCUGACCGUUAACCGCUCGGCGCGCCACAGCUGGCUGGACCUGCUGGCCAGGACCCACAGACGUUACAGCCGCCGAAACGUGGUCAGCAGCGGCGCUCUGGCCUCUCUAGGAGUGGAGGGUGUGAUCGGGGAGCCGGUGGGACUGGAGACAGCCGGCCGCUCGGGGAGCCAGCUCCUGGAGAUGUUUAACAUUGGCCAGCAGCAGAUCUACAGGCCCUCCGAGGAGGAAGGGGAGGAAGAGGGUGCAGAGAAAGAGAUCCCUGCUCAAGCGUCAGCAGGCUGCUCAGGGCCUAAAGAGGACCUGAAGGGCGGAUCGAGACUAGGGAGCUUCAGAGGGGAGUCGAUCACUAAGGAUCCUCUGCAGGGGACAGGGGGAGGGCUGGUCAUCACAAAGGACGGCCCUCCUUCCACCAUGGCACCGCGGGCCUCUCCGGUCCACACGUGUGCUUACGCCUCUUCGUCGCAGGUAGCACCCGCCACGCCUACAGACGCUGAGGACUCCACACAGUUUGGUUUCGGACCCUUCGAGCUGCCGCCCCAGUGGUUACCGGAGACCAGGAACAGCAAGAAGAGACUGCUGCCCCCGCUGGGUAACACACCCGAGGAGCUGAUCCAGACCAAACUGCCCAGGCCGCGGCCUGAACGUAGAAUCAGCAGAAACAACAAGGUCAGCAUCAUCCCUACCGGCACCCCAUGAACUAUCCUGGCCUCUGACCUUCAACACUGGACACAACUCGUUACAGGGGAGGCCUCUUGGGUUGACCAGGCCUGCACAGGAUAUCAAUGCUGCUUAGUCAGAUACUCGGUUUCUUUUAGCUGAUUUAACGCAUUGUAGAGGGACAAAAGCUACACCUGAAGCAGUGUAGUUUUCUUAUUGGACGAGAAUCAAUUUCAUACUUAACAUUUAAUGAUGGGAGAAAUGUGUCUGCUAGAUCCAACUCAACUACUACUUGAUACAGACCCGAAAACCACGAUCGAGGACUCAUCUGCAUGAUUAUCGAGAAUGCAAAAAUCUUUUACAAUGCGCCUAUUUGGAUUAGUGCUAGUGCUGGUUUAAUGUACACUGUACAAAUGAUAUUGUCCUGAGCGAUGCACCGGUAGAAUAACAUAUAUCGGUAAAAGAACAUCCAUGUCAGCCCUUUCACUUCAACCUUUGUGGUACUGUUAUUUUUUGUAACAUGGAUUUACGUUUUUGGAUUAAUGUUUUCUCAAGUCUGACUUUUGCAUAAUAUUGAGAUUUCUUCUAAUUUGGUAGAUGUUGUCGUUUGUACUUUAAAUGUAUGUGGAUUUGAUAAAAAUGAGUAAUGCAGAUGUAUGCAAAUACAUGUUGAAAGGAUGUGAGUUUAGAAGGUGUUUAGACGUGUUUUCUGGAACACAAAGUGCAUCAAAUUGACAGGAAACGGAAAGAAUAUUUCAUAUUGUGUGUUUUGAUAACAACAAGAAAAGAAAAUCCAGGUCCGAAAAUCCAAUCUUUUAGUCCCCUCCAAUCAAUGUUAGUGAUUUCUCCCAGGUUUCCUGAAAAUCAAUUGCUUAAUCAAAUGACUGUGAAAUAAAGCAAAUAAGAGGUACAAGCACAUUUUUAUAUUGCCAAAUAUCUGUUAAAUGUUUUUUUACUUCUCUGCCCAUGGUACUGUGGGCCUAGUCUCCUUUUGUGAUGCUUAAUUCAAUGGUAGCGGCCUCCACCUGAGGCUUUGGAUGAGGUAAACAGAGCUGGGCUACACUUCAAAUAUUUGUCAAGUCGUAACUCCUCUGGUCUACCCGCAAUCCCCUGUUGUGUCCACAAAGGACCUAAAUCAAUGCUGCAUCCCACCAAUGCUGUUAUCAGUCAAAAUUGUGCAGUCGUGCCUGGCGGAAAAAACGGUAUCCAUCGGUGCCACUUAAAAGCAGGAAAGGGAUGAGAAACAUGUUUAUUCUUAUACGUCUGCUUUGGUGAUUCAAAGGGUUUCAUGAAAGGCUGGAACAUCCUUGAUUUAGUUCAGUUGUUUAUUAUGUUAUUGAUUUAAGGCUUAUCAAACCAGCUUUAACUCAAAAACCCAUUAAGACCGUGACAACAAAAAUAUGGUGCGUAUAAUGUGUAUAUACUGUGCAUGCGGAGGCUUUAUAUGAGUAAACUUCAAAAUCAUUUUGCAUUCAUUUGCACAAAAGCCUCAAUAGUUUGAGUGUAAAGGGUACUUAAACUUACUUUCUCUAGUACCUUCUUAAAAUGAAUGAAGGGAUCAAUUUCACAACCGAUUCUUCCUUUUGAUAUUUUUGUCCAUGUCUUUUUUUUCUCCGGCUUGAAGGAGGCCGGGCUCAGGUGAGUUUGUACAAAGGCACUGCUGAAGCUGAAGCUCAACCUCCAUUAUUGACACUGGCAACAGCAGCCCCCCCCCCCCCCCCCAAGGUGACUCUCCUUCUUCAGCUUUCGAUCGUAUUUAAGGAUCUUCAUCAGGAGAUGGAAUGGGCCCAUUUGUGGGCUUCUACGUGUUGGUCUUUGAUCAUAAAACAAGGUCCAUUUAGCAGCUAUGCUGGAGCUUUUCGGCAAGCUCACGUGAUCCUCAUCAGCACUAAUUAACGAUAAUCUAAAACACAUCUGAGGGGAGGAAGAUCAUGUGAUAUGAUUGAAAGCCCCAGAACAGCUUUUCUUUUACUGCUGAGCAAUUGUUGAUCAGUUAUUGAAUUUUCACCAUUUGAAAGCUCCACAUACUUACCAUAUUUACAGUGAUCAAGUAGAAUGCAGCAUUAGUUUGGCAUCCUUACACAACCACUGUACACUGUUAGUAAAAUCCAGGACUUACUUUUGAUCAGUGCAAGUCUAGACGCUUUAAUGAGCAAUUGGAGGCACAAUGCCUACGCAAAAGCUCUUAAGUAUUUUGUCCGCAGCACAACCACUGGGUUUGGAGAUCCAGCAGCAUGUUGACUAUAACAUUUCAAAAACAGUAUUGUUUAAUCUUCUUUGCAGUCUGUGUAAGAAGGAGCACAUGAGGGGCUUUUCCAGCUCCAGAAGCAGAGAACAAAGUCUCUGUUUGUUGUCAGCUUUGGUUUAUUGUAAUCCAAGCAGGAAUUGUCGUCAGCGGUUUUUAUUCAUGUGGUGACUGGUAUCGUCAUCCUUGCCCCCCCUGACCGCCCCCCUACACCCCACUCCCCCUGACCGCCCGUCCAUGGAAAGUCCCCUAUGGAAAAUGGUAUUACUGCUGCAGUCUGAAGCCAGUGGGCACAAUCAAUUCACUGGUGUUAUCGAGGAGUACAGCACUGAAAACAUAUUCUAAUUAUCCAUAAAAACAUCCUCAGGAUUAUAGAAUCUGUCAGCAGCUCGCUGCUCUUGAAGGAUCACGGCGUAAAACUCGAAGGUCAACAUUUAAUUCAAUGAGGAUUAAAAUUAAGUUUAAGUUCAGGAACAACCACUUGGUUGAGGAACCGAAACAACUAAAGCUCUCUUGUAUCAAAGGUUAAUGUGUUUCAAUGUCACGCUACUUCAGCCACCAGAGGUUAGUUUCUACAGAAAAUGUAACAUAAAUUGUUCAAGAAAAUUGAACGUACCCAGGCGGUCAUUUUCCACAUGUGUGUCCUUGUAAAUCUGUCUGUGGUUAAUAUUAAUAUAUUUUUUACAACAACCUGGCUCAAUAAAAGUAAUAGAGAUGGCUUAAUCAGCUUAAGCUAGGGUCAAUACCUUUGUCAAUAAUAUAUAAUGACUCAAAAUGUGGAGUACACUGAUGUAGUUGAGGUCAUUUAUAUCUUCUGAAUUCUGGAUUGAUUGUCUGAUUAUUUCUUCCAUGAAUAAAUGUAUCCUUCAA
Messenger RNA from Gasterosteus aculeatus aculeatus (three-spined stickleback), 5528 nucleotides. RefSeq names its product G protein-coupled receptor 176 (gene gpr176). The record is from RefSeq and is a predicted model, not a curated record. Gene Ontology annotation, biological process: G protein-coupled receptor signaling pathway. Gene Ontology annotation, molecular function: G protein-coupled receptor activity. Gene Ontology annotation, cellular component: plasma membrane. NCBI's taxonomy places the organism in Eukaryota, Metazoa, Chordata, Actinopteri, Perciformes, Gasterosteidae.